Messenger RNA from Andrographis paniculata, 2078 nucleotides. Its product is annotated as B3 domain-containing transcription factor FUS3-like. The transcript is spliced from 6 exons. The record is from RefSeq and is a predicted model, not a curated record. Bases 1 to 1107 code for a protein of 368 amino acids. Gene Ontology annotation, molecular function: DNA binding; DNA-binding transcription factor activity. Lineage: Eukaryota; Viridiplantae; Streptophyta; Magnoliopsida; Lamiales; Acanthaceae.
AUGGAGAGAAACCUAGAGAAAAUAGAAGAAGAAGAAGAAGAAGAAGAAGAAGAAGAAGAGUUCAGUGGGGCGGGGGACCCAAUUUCUGAGUAUGGUAGCAGCACCAUAAUCAGUAAUAAUAAUAAUAAUACUAGUAGUAAUGGUGUAGCAGCAGUUCAUGCGAGAGGGCAAGUAAGAAAGCAGCAGCAGCAGCUACGGGGGGAGGGUGCCUCUGCCUCUGCCUCUAGCAGCAUCAAUAAUAAUAAUAAUAAUGUAUUCAGCAGCCGCAGCAGCAGUGUGAGGCGGACGGCGUGGUGGUGGUGGUCGGGGUCGGGUUUGAGUAGUAAUGUCCGUCGUCAUCAUCAUCAUCAUCAUGAUGUUCAUGUGCAGAGAGGGCCAAGGAUGCGCAGGUCCCGGCGCUCUACCUUGGCCCUGGACGCCCUCACUUUUCCUACCUCUGGAUCCCACCCACCGCCCCCGCUACCAUCCCCACGUGAAAUCGAUCGUUCGAAACUCUGUUAUCUUUUCAAGAAGCAGCUGAAGAAUAGUGACGUGAAUUCCCUGGGAAGAAUCAUCCUUCCUAAGAGGGAUGCAGAGGCUCAUCUCCCGGUGCUUGAGGCCAAGGAGGGGACAUGUAUCAUCAUGCUUGAUAUGGAUGCUACUCAUCACUGGCGCUUCAAGUUCAGAUACUGGCCAAAUAACAACAGCAGGAUGUACGUGCUUGAGUCCACUGGGGGCUUCGUCUCUACUCAUGGCUUGGCAGCUAACGACUACAUUCUUGUGUACAAGAAUGUUGAGGACGGGCAACAUGUGAUUGAAGCAAAGAAGAAAGAAGAAUAUGAACAAGUGGUGGGGAAGGUAGGAAGUGAGUUGGAGUUGGAGUUGGAGAUGGAGAUGUUUGCUGCAGCAGCAGGAGCUGAGGUGCCUUCUCUGGUGGGCAUGGAAAUCUUAUACCAGUACAGCGCUGCAUUCCUUGAUGAUUCCCCACUGAAUUACACAGGAGGUGGAGGUGAAGCCGAAGCUUUACAGCCCAUCCUCAACUUACCCACAAUCCCACCACCCCCUGCUGAAAACUACUACUACAACCACAACCACAACCACCAAGAAGAAGAAGACUUCCAAAGCUAAAACAACUACAGAUACGAUCAAUGACAGGGUGGGGUGGGGUGGGGUGGAGUGACAUGGUCAUAUUUAAAUACUGUCAAUAUAAUAGGUAUAUAUCUAUUAUGAUGAUAGGACUUUUUUUCGGUCUAUGGCUGGUUAGUUUUGGGGAAGCCACGGACCCCGCCAUGCCAACAUCACUUUGCGUAAUAGUAGUAAAUGCAUCCAUAAAAUAACAAAGACAUAGGAAAGGGAAAGGAUGGAUGAUCAUGGGAGGGCCGCUUAGCUUAAUUCACAGAAAGAAUGGAAGAGAGGCUGGCGGAGGUGGUAUGUAUGUAUGUAUGUCCCUCCAUCCUUCUCCUCAUCCAAAGUUGACUUUUUGGGGCUACGUAACAGACAGACAUGCAUACAUAGAUAGAUUAGAUGCCAGCCAACAUGACGCAACCACAACAGCACUUGCCAAUUGUAUAACUCACUAGUUGAAACCCCACCCCACCCCACCCCCGCCCCCCCUUCAAACAGUCAGUCCGUCAUGUAUAAAUGAUGGAUCCAAAAAAACAAAAACCCUCAAAUAUUUCAUUUGAUUCAUCAGCUGCAGCCCAAAGGCAACUGUAAAUCUUCACUGGCAAUGUUUUACAUUUUCAUCCGAAUUAUUUUUAAUUGUUUACCAGUCAGUCAACCGGUUCCUAACAAAAAAAUCAUUUCGGCACUCUCCAGUGCUCUCUCAAAGUAUCAUUUAAACUGGAAAAAAAUACCACUAGUCAUUCAUUACCUCAUGCUGCUCUCUCAAAGUCUCGUUUAAACUGGAAAAGAAUACCCCUAUUCAUUCAUUACCUCAAGGUGCAAGCAAGCAAAUCAACCGCUUCCAUAAUUAUUCCCCAACCCCACUUUGGAGAAGGUUUCAAUGCGUUAUAUAUUCAAACUUUGCAUCUGGCUAUGCUUUUGCUGCUUCCGGGGCAGCCACAACUGGCGCAGGAGCAACACCACCAGUAGUUGGC